AUGGCUAGAGACUAUAGGGGGAAUUACCAACAUUCAACCAGAUACACUACAACACCUAGGACAUCAGGCAUGAGAAACAAUCGGGCUCACGAAAGCUACCAUACUCAGAUACACAAUCAGUCACCAAUAUGGAGAGAAAGACAUGUUUCCUUUAAUGAUACAUACAGUUCACCUAGAAGAGGCAGAAAGCCACGGGAAUACAUGACUAGGCCUAAACCUCGCAACCACUAUGGUUCACAUACACAAUCAUCAGGAGAUACUGAACACCACAGGCCCUCUAGGAGGGAAGAGAGAUACACUCCCACGCAACGAAGCAAUACAACAUCUACUUCAAACUAUAGCAUCCCCACGCACAAUAGAUUUACACAUUUGUCACAAUUAUCAAGAGGGGAGGAUUUUUGGGAUACACAAAUCAAAGGGAAACACAAAUCCAGUCCCGUAAAAUUACGAUCACUUCACAAGAGGGAAAGGAGUUUAGAAGAAGGGGAGUCAGAGGAGGAUUACCUACACAAAAAAGGAAGAAGAUAA
This is a messenger RNA of Pelobates cultripes (western spadefoot toad), 528 nucleotides long. Lineage: Eukaryota; Metazoa; Chordata; Amphibia; Anura; Pelobatidae. The record is from the annotation of a GenBank genome assembly.